AUGCUGCUCAAGAACCCACUUCCCACGAGCUCUCCUUCACCAUGUUGGCCGCGAAAUCGUCUGGUUACACCGGGCCGUAGAUGGCAACAUCGAUCGUACGCUACCGUACACGACGGAAAACCGAGUCAUGUACCGAAAUGGCCGUUAUCUGCCCACCCUACACCUUACGAGAUCUUCGGUCUCACGCGCGACGCACCCUACAGCAAAGCACGGUACUUUGAACUCGCAAAGUUGUAUCAUCCCGACCGCCAGCACCAAACUUCCCUCGACGGAAUCUCGCGCCUGACGAAACUCGAACGAUACCGCCUCGUCGUCGCAGCCAACGAGAUCCUCAGCAACCCACAGAAAAAGAGAAUGUACGACCUGUACGGUUUUGGUUGGGGAGACUGUAACGAUUCCCAUGCCGGCCAUCAAGAGGCAUACCGGGCGUGGAGGCAGGAUCCCAUCAUGAACAAUGCCACGUGGGAGGAUUGGGAGCGUUACUACCAGCAGGGUGGCAGCGGCGAGAAGCAGGAGCAAGUGUUUACAUCCAACAUUGCGUUCAUGGCCAUCAUCUCGGCUGUCCUAAUUGUUGGCACCUGGAGCCAGAUGACCAGGGCGGGCACAAACUCGGUCAGCCUGAUGGAGAUGCGGGACCAGCAGCAUGCCGCUAUUAGCAAGGAGCUGCGCGAGCUUAGGAACCAGAGGCGCGGCUUGGACAAGGAGACAAGAGUCCAGGAGUUUAUCCGGCAGCGUGAGAUUGAAAGAUGGGCAUACGAUCCACCUGGACAUACUCUGCCAGCUCCCAGCGGCAAGAAAGCAGACUGA
Molecule: messenger RNA, 807 nt
Organism: Parathielavia appendiculata
Lineage: Eukaryota; Fungi; Ascomycota; Sordariomycetes; Sordariales; Chaetomiaceae
Exons: 2
Coding region: 1-807 (268 amino acids)
Source: RefSeq, a predicted model, not a curated record